This is a messenger RNA of Bipolaris sorokiniana ND90Pr, 1103 nucleotides long. RefSeq lists its product as uncharacterized. Gene Ontology annotation, biological process: positive regulation of transcription by RNA polymerase II. Gene Ontology annotation, molecular function: DNA-binding transcription factor activity, RNA polymerase II-specific. Lineage: Eukaryota; Fungi; Ascomycota; Dothideomycetes; Pleosporales; Pleosporaceae. Bases 78 to 1103 code for a protein of 341 amino acids. The record is from RefSeq and is a predicted model, not a curated record. The transcript is spliced from 2 exons.
GCACAGCCUGGGUCCUAGUCUUAACCAUCCACUAUGCCCACAAGUCCCCGCACACAAUCACUACUACUACUACUGCAAUGGCCGAGCACACCUUCGACUCUUCUCUCUUUUCCCACACUAUGAACACAUCCACCAUCACAUCAACACCCCUCGCCCCACCUCCAUCAGUAACAUCAUCACACCAGCAACAACAGGCAUCAGACACCAUGAUGCCCACGACCAUCAAGAUGGAAAUGAUUGAGAACUACGACCACUCGCCCUCACCACAACGCUCCGCCUCCACGUCAUCAGAACCAUCAUCAACACCGGCCCCAGAGAGCAGCGCCUCAAAACCAGUCAAGAAGCGAAAGUCAUGGGGCCAGGUCCUGCCAGAGCCAAAGACCAGCCUGCCGCCCCGUAAGCGCGCGAAGACCGAGGACGAGAAGGAGCAGCGACGCAUCGAGCGUGUAAAGCGGAAUCGUCUCGCCGCCCACAACUCACGUGAGCGAAAGCGACAAGAGUACGAGGUUCUCCAAAACGAGAAGGACGAGCUCGAGGCCAACAUGAGGGCCUACAAGGACAAGAUGGCCCAGAUGGAGGCCGAGCUCCGCUACUACCGAUCAAAGUACCCUGGCGAAGCACCAACAUCAACCCCCUUCGAUCUCUCAACAACACACGACUCGUUCAGCACCAUCUGCCCCGCGCAGAUCCCAACAUCCUUCCCUAGCCCCGUAUCCAUGGACUCGAUGGACUCACCCCGUGACUCCUCGUGCCAACCCGAGACUCCCCCGUCAAGCUUCGAGGCCUCGCCCGAAUUCGACUCGACACAAUACUCUGCCGCGCCUUUCGCACCAGUCGAUGAGAAGCCUGUCGUCAUGGAAAACUUCUUCGACUUCGACCAGUUCCCAAAGUGCAGCCCAACCAACAGCGCACCAAUGGAACCCGCUUUUAGCAUGGUGGAUUCUUCUUCAGUCGAUGUCUUUGGGUCAACCCUCUUCGACCACAGUUCUACCUCAACCUCUUAUGGCUUUCUUGACGGCUUUGAUGCAAAGUUCCAUGACUUGCAGAGUGCCUCUGGCGCAACUUCGGUUAGCGACGAGGCCCUCGCAGCGGGAUCACUUUAG